UAUCCGGCCGGGCGUCAGUGCCUAGGGGCGGGCCCGGGCAGUCCAGAGUUUCCGUCGCCGCGGGCCUGGCGGAGACGCGAAGUUGACCCGGCCCGGAACGUCCUGCGCCGACCAGGAUCUCGGCCGGCCGAGCCACCCAGGUCGAUCCAGGGCGUGGAGGGAGCCAGUCGGGUCUCGUCCGCUCGCGCGUCAGAGCCGCGGGCGGCACAGACUUAUCGCUCCGAUUCCCUGUCCAGGCCCAGAGGCCGCGUCCCUGCGAGGGACUCAGCCCUGGACGGGCAGGUGUCUGGUGCCCGCGGACCCCCCCUCCGUGGGCCACGAAGUCCCUGCUGGGUGGACAGGGUGGGAGCAGCGAGGAGACCCUCCGAGUUCGGGUCUCUCCUCCGCAGCUUGCACGAAACGGCGCGGGAUGGCCACCAGGUUCCGAACAGCUUCGUGUUGGCCUGUCGAGCGGUGUGUAUGUUGUCACAGGGACUGCUGUCAUUCACGGAUGUGUCCAUGGAGUUCACCUGGGAAGAGUGGCAGUUACUGGACUCCACGCAGAAGCACCUGUACAGGGAUGUGACUCUGGAAAACUAUAGCAACCUGUUGUCUGUGGGGUAUCAUGGUUCCAAACCUGAUUUAAUCUUCAAGUUGGAGCAAGGAGAAGAGCCAUGGAUAAUAAAUGCCAGACUUUCCCGCCAGAGCUGUCCAGAAGGUUGGAAAGAAUGGUACCAGAAAAAUGAUGAACUUGAAAGUGUUGAGAGAAGCUAUGCUUGUAAUGCAUUUGGAAAACUUCACGUGAGCAAGACCCACAUUUCUUCAAGACAAAAGUUCCUUAAGUAUAACCCACAUGGAAAAAGUUUGCCACAAAACUUAGCUUCAACCACAAGCUGUCUAAGAAAGAAUCCUGAAAAGUUUCACGGAUAUGAAGAAUCAUAUUUUCUGAAGCAUCAAAGAGCUCACAGUAUAGAAAAAAACUGUGUGUGUAAUGAGUGUGGGAAAGCUUUCCGAUGUAAAUCACAGCUCAUUGUACAUCUCAGGAUUCAUACAGGAGAGAGACCGUAUGAAUGCACUAAAUGCGAGAGAGCCUUCAGUGCCAAGUCAAACCUUAAUGCCCAUCAGAGAGUCCACACAGGAGAAAAGCCCUACUCAUGUAUCGAGUGUGGGAAAGUCUUCUCUUUCAGGUCACAGCUCAUUGUCCAUCAGGAAAUUCACACGGGAGGGAAGCCUUAUGGUUGCAGUGAAUGUGGGAAAGCCUACAGCUGGAAAUCACAACUUAUUUUACACCAGAGAAGCCACACGGGAGUGAAACCCUAUGAAUGCAGUGAGUGCGGGAAAGCCUUUAGUUUGAAGUCACCAUUCGUUGUGCACCAGAGAACUCAUACAGGAGUGAAACCCCAUAAAUGCAGUGAAUGUGGGAAAGCCUUUCGGAGUAAGUCCUACCUCCUGGUUCACAUUAGGAUGCACACAGGAGAGAAACCCUAUCAGUGCAGUGACUGUGGGAAAGCCUUCAAUAUGAAGACACAGCUUGUGGUACAUCAGGGAAUCCACACAGGAAAUAACCCUUAUCAGUGCAGUGAAUGUGGGAAGGCCUUUGGCAGGAAGGAACAGCUCACUGCACAUCUGAGAGCUCAUGCAGGAGAGAAACCCUACGGAUGCAGUGAGUGUGGGAAGGCUUUCAGCAGCAAAUCAUACCUUGUUAUACAUAGGAGGACACACACUGGAGAGAGACCCUACGAAUGCAGUUUCUGUGAGAGAGCCUUUUGUGGGAAGUCACAGCUAAUUAUACAUCAACGAACUCACUCAACGGAGAAGCCCUAUGAAUGCAGCGAGUGUGAGAAAGCCUAUCCUCGGAAGGCAUCACUUCAGAUCCACCAGAAAACUCACUCAGGAGAGAAACCCUUUAAAUGCAGUGAGUGUGGGAAAGCCUUCACUCAGAAGUCUUCUCUCAGUGAACAUCAGAGAGUUCACACCAGAGAGAAACCCUGGAAAUGCUCUGAGUGUGGGAAGUCCUUCUGUUGGAAUUCAGGGCUUCGAAUACAUCGAAAAACUCACAAGUGAGGACUCAGAAUGGAGUGGAUGUUAGAAGCGUUCACCCAGACGUUGACCCUCAGGAGGCUUCAGAUGACAAUACAGACAGGAUACUAAGCGGGAAGUCCUAAAAAUACAGUCCUGUCAAAUUAGUCGUACAGGGAGAGGCCAGGCAUAUUUGGAAUGAAUGUGCAAAAGAGUUCAGAAAUAAGUCAUGCACAUCUUUGUAGACAAGGGGAUCAUUGAAGGAGUAAGGAGCAGCACCUGUGUCAGAUGUAGUAGCAUCAUGAUGAAGAUUUAAUUUGGGGAAUUCAUUUUGAGAACUCCCCGUAAAUUUAAUAAAUCAGGAAAGCAUUUUCCCACAGACAUGUUACAUGGGGACUCAUAUUCCAGAUCUGAUGCUGUUUUAGAACAAAGAAAAGACUUUUUCUUGGUGGAGAAUAAAGUUGUUUAUUUUCAUGUGUAAAUAGAGUAAUGGUCAGGGAAACAGCAAGGACCAUAUUCUGAAGGUUAAGGGGUAUCAAGUGUGACUUUCCUGAGUAACACUGAAGAGCAUUUUUUAAAAUUCUGGUAUUUUAUUUUUAAAUGUAACGUUAUAUUUGAUAGUUUGUCAAAUGACAUGCCCCAAUAUCCUCCCUAUUAAAUGCUAAGUAUCA
Molecule: messenger RNA, 2669 nt
Organism: Camelus dromedarius (Arabian camel)
Lineage: Eukaryota; Metazoa; Chordata; Mammalia; Artiodactyla; Camelidae
Gene: ZNF26
Product: zinc finger protein 26
Exons: 4
Coding region: 460-2043 (527 amino acids)
Biological process (GO): regulation of transcription by RNA polymerase II
Molecular function (GO): RNA polymerase II cis-regulatory region sequence-specific DNA binding; DNA-binding transcription factor activity, RNA polymerase II-specific
Source: RefSeq, a predicted model, not a curated record